Messenger RNA from Sardina pilchardus (European sardine), 5001 nucleotides. It is a transcript of the gene slc7a4, whose product is annotated as solute carrier family 7 member 4. The transcript has 4 exons. Gene Ontology annotation, biological process: transmembrane transport; amino acid transport. NCBI's taxonomy places the organism in Eukaryota, Metazoa, Chordata, Actinopteri, Clupeiformes, Clupeidae. Bases 2 to 2179 code for a protein of 725 amino acids. Gene Ontology annotation, molecular function: amino acid transmembrane transporter activity. The record is from RefSeq and is a predicted model, not a curated record. Gene Ontology annotation, cellular component: plasma membrane.
CAUGUCCAGGUGUGUGGGCGGCUGCUCCCCGGUGGUGCGCGUGUGCCAGAGGCUGAACCGUCUGAAGCGCGUGGAGGCGGACGUCAUGGCGACGUCUCUGCAGCGCUGCUUGAGCACGCUGGACCUGGCGCUGCUGGGCGUGGGCGGCAUGGUGGGCUCGGGCCUCUACGUGCUGACGGGCACCGUCGCCAAGGAUACGGCCGGCCCCGCCGUGGUGCUGUCCUUCCUGCUGGCGGGCGCCGCGUCCCUAUUGGCCGCGCUGUGCUACGCCGAGUUCGGGGCCCGCCUCCCCAAGACAGGCUCCGCCUACAUGUUCACCUACGUGUCCGUGGGCGAGCUCUGGGCCUUCCUGAUUGGCUGGAACGUGAUCCUGGAGUACAUGAUCGGCGGCGCGGCGGUGGCUCGCGCGUGGAGCGGCUACCUGGACGCCAUCCUGGAUCACCGCGUGCAGAACUUCACGGAGACGCACGUGAUGCGCUGGAACGUGGCCUUCCUGGCGCGCUCGCCCGACCUGCUGGCGUGCGGCGUGCUGCUGUUGGCCUCCGCGGUCAUCUCCUUCGGCGUGCGCGUGUCCUCGUGGCUCAACCACGUCUUCUCGGCGGUCAGCCUGGCGGUGGUGGCGUUCGUGCUGGUGUUCGGCCUGGCGCUGGCCGACCCGCAGAACUGGGGCGCGCGCGAGGGCGGCUUCGCUCCGUUCGGGGUGUCCGGCGUGCUGGCGGGGACGGCCACGUGCUUCUACGCCUUCGUGGGGUUCGACGUGAUCGCGGCGUCCAGCGAGGAGGCGCGCGACCCCCAGAGGGCCAUCCCCAUGGCGACGGGCAUCUCGCUGGGGCUGGCGGCGGGCGCCUACGUGCUGGUCUCCGCCGUGCUCACCCUCAUGGUGCCCUGGCACACGCUCGACCCCAACGCCGCCCUCGCCGACGCAUUCUAUCGCCGCGGAUACAGCUGGGCCGGAUUCAUCGUGGCCGUGGGAUCCAUCUGCGCCAUGAACACGGUGUUGCUUAGCAACCUGUUCUCUCUGCCGCGCAUCGUGUACGCCAUGGCGGAGGACGGUCUGUUCUUCUCGGUGUUCGCGCGGGUCAACCCGGUGACCAAGGUGCCGGUGGUGGCCAUCCUGGUGUUCGGGGCGCUGAUGGCGCUGAUGGCGCUGCUGUUUGACCUGGAGGCGCUCGUGCAGUUCCUGUCCAUCGGCACGCUGCUCGCGUACACCUUCGUGGCCGCCAGCGUCAUCGUGCUGCGCUUCCAGCCCGAGAGGAAGCCGGCGCCGGACGGAGGAGGACAGAAGACCGACGCCUCGUCCACCCCCCCCACCACCGCCACCGCCUCCGCCACGCCCUCCCCCGGGGUCGUCGCCGCGCCGACCGCCCCCACCCCCUCCGCCCCGCCCCCACCCCCACCCCCCCCGAGGCCUGCGGACGAGACGCUGACGCUGACCACGCCGGACGGCGGCGAGCCGAAGGAGUACGAGUCCUUCUCAGACAAGCUGCAGCUGGUGCAGCGCGAGCGCAGCGAUGACGUGGGCACGGACGGAGCGGACGGGGCGGGGGGGUACGGGGGGGCAUACGGGCGCUCCACGGGGCAGCUGCGGGCGUGCUGGGACCCCUGGCUGGGCGGAGCGCUGGGGGGGUUUGGGGCGGGAGAGGUCGUGACCCUGGCGGUGGCCGUGCUGAUGGUCAGCGCCGUGUCGCUGUGCUCUGUGCUGGCGUUCGGGUUCAGCGCGCUACACCUGCCCAGCUGGAGCUACGGCCUGCUCGUCACCACCUUCACCUCCACCUUCAUACUCAGCCUAGUGCUCAUAUGGGCCCACCAGCAGAGCCCAGCACUCAACACCUUCCAGGUUCCUAUGGUUCCGUUUGUUCCGGGUCUCAGUAUCCUGAUGAACGUGUUCCUCAUGCUCAAACUCAGCCCUCUCACCUGGAUACGCUUCACUGUGUGGCUCGCUGCAGGGCUGCUGGUGUAUUUCGGCUACGGCAUGUGGCACAGCAAGGAGGGGCUUCGUGAGCAGCAGGAGGGGCUGGAUGUGGCGGCGCGGUACGUCGUGCUGCCCAGCGGAAGCCUCGUGGAGACCGUCCAGUCCGUCCAGCCAGAGGGCCAGGAGCACACACACACACACGGACACACGGACACGGACUCGGACUCCACACUCGCCCACAACGAUCACACACACACCCACAGAUGAGAUGGGGAUGGGUGUGUGUGUGGUGCAGGACUGGAAGCAAGGAGCCCUGCUGUACCUGUUGCCUGUUUGUUCAAAUUGUUAUUUUGUUCUUUUGUAUUUCUCUCACACACACACUCUCUCUCUCUCACACACACACACACACACACUCUCUCUCUCUCUGUGUGUGUGUGUGUGUUUCUCACUCUUGAUUGUCUUUAUUUCCUGGUGCGUUGUCCUUUAUGGCAGUUCUGGUUUGGUUUACCAAGAGAGCGGAGGCCUUUUGUGGGUGAAACGGAACACACAGAGAAGGACAAGUUGCCAUGUUGGGAAGGACUUUGUAGUGGCCAUGUUGGGAAGGUCCAUUUGUAGUGGCCAUGUUGGGAAGGUCCAUUUGUAGUGGCCAUGUUGGGAAGGUCCAAAAGCACAGCACUUUCCACACUCCUGUUCUUCUAUAUGCGUGUGUGUGUGCAUGCAUGUGUGUACUGUGUGUGUGUGUGUGUGUGUGUGUGUGUGUGUGUGUGUGUGUGUGUGUGCGUGAGUCCUGUGUUCUCCUCUCCCUGUCUGUGCAGGGUGCUUCGCCUCCAUCAACAGUCUCAUGUGAGCUGGAGUGUGAACAGGCCCCAUGAUAGACUGUGUGCUUCUUCUCUCUCUCUUUCUCUCUCUCUCUCUCUCAUGAUAUACUGCCUGCUUGUUCUCUCUCUCUCUCUCUCUCUCUCUCUCUGUUUCUUUCUGUUAGCUCUGAGUGUUGUAUGUAGUUAAACAGGUGUGUGUGUGUGUGUGUGCGUGCGUUUGUGUGUACUCUGUCAACAAACACUGUCUAGUUGCGGAUGUUUCUGUUUGCUCUGCAUGGUGUACCCUGGGCUCUUAAAGGGGUUGGGCCUGAGGCUGCUUCAUGGCCACUCCCACAGACUGCUGUCACUUCCUGUAGCCGUGUCACGUCAAUGAUGUCAGCUGCUUCCAUGGCUACGCUUCCUAUAGAGUACUGCAGUGUUGUUGAUGUUGCCAUGGCUACGCUUCCUAUAGAAUGCUACAGUGUUGUUGACAUUGUCAUGGCUACGCUUCCUGUAGAAUGCUACAGUGCUGUUGACGUUGCUGCUGCUGUGUGUUUAUUCCUCUAAGUAGCUUCCAAUCCAUACUGUGUGUGUGUGUGUUUGGGAGUUUGGGAGUUUGGGGGUGGUGAGGGUGGUGGUGGUCUCAUGGAAGUUAAACCAGUAGACAUUACAGGGUUUAAUCUAUUUUACACACAGAGGAGGGUUCAAUGGAUGUCAAUGGGCGCAUAGUGAUGAUGUCAUCAUACGUGUCCCCACUGUUGUUCACUGUUGGCUGUAGAGCUAAUUCGUUACCAACAGACAGAAGCUAGCUAGCUGGAUGUGACUGCAUGACAAUAGCGUUGCACACAGCAUUCCGUUAUUAAAGGCGCUCUAAGCGAUGUUGGGUGACGUCACUUCUGUUGGCUCGCUACUCCCUCCCCCUGGAACAGUUAGUUAUGUUUUCAUGGUCCAGGUUGGACCAAGUUGUUGCUGUUUGCGGAGCCUGGGCUGUCCACACAGGCCACAUUAUGUACAGUGUUCAGGACACAGGCAGCUAGCGGAUGCUGAGGUGGUGGUUUGUUGUGUUUAAGCUUAGAAACAUCGCUGAGAGCCCCUUUAAGUAUCUCUGUCCAGGUGUGUGAUGCUCAUCUCAUCUUCACUUCCUGCCAGAUCCUCCCAUAACGUCAUGUCACGUCAUCCCAGCUCAGUGAUGGAGCAGCAGCAUGAGGGUUAGGUCACAUGACGUGUUGGGUCACAUGACACGUGUGUUCUAGUUAGAUUAGCCGUUCUGAAGCUAGCGCUUUCAGCAUCAGCUGUUGUGGGUGUUGAGAUGUGGACAGUUCCAAUGUCGUGUGUCUCAAUCCUCUCAGGCUACACUAUAGUGGCCAACUGAGAUUCACUCUGUUGAGCUAGCCGAUAGUGUCCUGACUGAUUCACUCCUCUGACUGAUUCACUCUGCUGAGCUAGCCUACAGUAGGCGCAUUCAAGAUGGCUGCGCAGCACAAAAACUGCAAGAGGUCAUUUGGAGUUGAACUUGAACGCGCCUAGUGUCCUGACUGAUUCACUCUUCUGACUGAUUCACUCUUCUGACUGAUUCACUCUGCUGCUUGAUUCACUCUGCUGAGCUAGCCUACAACUGUCCUGACUGAUUCACUCUGUUGAGCUAGCCUACAACUGUGCUGACUGAGCCCACACGUUCAUCUCACAUGCAAAGAUAUGAUAUGUAAUCAACAGUCAUUGUCAUUUCAUCUGUGGGAAAAAUGCAGUUUUACAUUACACACCGAUGUAAGCACAUAAGACAUGAAUGCAUACACACACACACACACACACACAGUACAGAUUACAAGAAAUGAGAAAUCCACACACUGUGGCCUGAUGAUGGUCUGUUGAGAUUGAGACGUUGCCUUUUUAGAGUAGAUAAAGUCUUUCUUGGAGCCUAUAUCCAGCCAGACCAUCUUCCUUCUCUCUCUGAUAUGUCAUAUCCUGUCUGUAGAGCAUCUUCCUUCUCUCUCUGAUAUGUCAUAUCCUGUCUGUAGAGCAUCUUCUGUCUCUCCCUGAUAUGUCAUAUCCUGUCUGUAGAGCAUCUUCUGUCUCUCUCUGAUAUGGUUUGUCUUGCACCUGGAGAAACAUAUUUGGAUGUGCACACCCGUGUCCAUGAAUUAGCCCACCCACCCAACAUCAUGGUCAUUCAUUAUCUGUCAGACUUUACACCUCAGUGUUCUUGUUAGUAGCUAUCUUGUUUAAUGUUCAUUUAUGAUUACUUUUGAUCACUCUGUGGCUAUUUAUAAUAAAUAUACGAUUUAUUCAUAUUUA